AUGUCGUCUUUAAAAAGUUUUGUACUUUUUUCCUCAUUGCUACUCCUUGUUUUUGGGUAGACCUGCAUAGACCAUAGCGGAAAUGCUAUAGAUUGGUGGUUUAUUCUCAAGAUGCCAACAGAUAAAACUUUUAGUGUUAGAGGAAUGGACUAUUUGUAUUGCGAUGCCAACAAUAAUUGUGGUACUUUUGAUUGGCAAACUGAUCAAUUGGACGAUUUGACAUCUCCAUUAUAAAGAACUAUAGCUUAAAUAGAUUUCCAUGAUGAUAAUGUAAUGAGCGUCCUUUGGAGCGAUUAACCUUGGAACAAGAAUACUAUCUCCGACAGAGCCCAUUCAAAGGGUAUUUUGAGCGCCAACAUCAAUGGAGACGCAUUUCUUAUCUCUCACUCCACACCCACUUUCCCAAUGCUUGAUGACGCAUACGAUCAAAUAGUAUUGGGAAUGCCUUCCUCUUCCUAAGUGUACGGUCAACACUAUAUGUGCUUGUCUAUUACAACUACAGAAGCUAACAGAUUGGCGACCGAAUACAUCAUUGCUGAAACACUUACCAAUAGAGCUAACAGUCCUGCUGCCUUUGCAACAGCUUUCCCUCAACUAUAUUAACUUAAAACUAACUCAAGAACCAAAACCUAUAAAACAGAAUCUGGAACUGUUUUAUCAGCAGCCCUAUAAGAUUCAAUCUAAAUAUCUUCUAAGGGAGGAUUCAAACUAACAGCCUAUUCCAAAAAUGAAAACCUAGUCGAAGACUUCUAUGCUGAUGUUGUCGCCCCUGCUCUAGGAUUAGACUUGAUCAUGGAAACCUGGGGUAAUGGAACUGGUGGUCUCUAAGAUCCUGUAUGCGAUUAAGUCCCUAAAUCCUAUUCCAAUUUAGUCAGAUAACAUGGAGCCUUUUCCUUUUCAUACACCAAGGAUCAUUCCAAAUACGGCUUAACUGCUACUUCAAACACUGUAUGCUUUUGUGAUUUGAAUAGAUAAACCACCUAAUAAAAGAGAGGAGGUGUGGUUUAUUGUCUUUAACACAAUAGUUUAUGGAGCCUCAUUAACUAAUCAUUUAUAAGUAGGCAAUCAUGCUGAUUUAAUUAUAAAAAUAAAAAAAAUUUUUUAUUAAAACAAACCAUAUUAA
Paramecium tetraurelia is the source of this 1123-nucleotide messenger RNA. RefSeq lists its product as uncharacterized. The transcript has 5 exons. The record is from RefSeq and is a predicted model, not a curated record. Gene Ontology annotation, molecular function: deoxyribonuclease II activity. NCBI's taxonomy places the organism in Eukaryota, Ciliophora, Oligohymenophorea, Peniculida, Parameciidae. Gene Ontology annotation, biological process: apoptotic DNA fragmentation.